This is a messenger RNA of Wallemia ichthyophaga EXF-994, 1077 nucleotides long. Its product is annotated as H/ACA ribonucleoprotein complex non-core subunit NAF1. The record is from RefSeq and is a predicted model, not a curated record. Bases 1 to 1077 code for a protein of 358 amino acids. Gene Ontology annotation, molecular function: RNA binding. Gene Ontology annotation, cellular component: sno(s)RNA-containing ribonucleoprotein complex. Gene Ontology annotation, biological process: ribosome biogenesis; box H/ACA snoRNP assembly; pseudouridine synthesis. The transcript has 2 exons. NCBI's taxonomy places the organism in Eukaryota, Fungi, Basidiomycota, Wallemiomycetes, Wallemiales, Wallemiaceae.
AUGAACAGCCAGUUACCACAAGACAUUAGAGAAAUAUUAGAAAAUUCUAUUGCUGAGCAACCACCUGAUCCCGUACCUGUUUCUAGGCAGAGGCAGAGGAGCAGCAGUGUUAGUAGCAGCAGUAGCAGUAGCGUUAGUAGCAGUAGCAGCAACAGCAGCAGCAACAACAGCGACCAAGAAGAUGCACAAGAUCAAUGGGAAGUUGAUUCUAAUCCUAUUGUAGACGAUACCGUCAAUCAAUUAGAGAUAAACGACCCAGACGACCCAAUCCCUUCAAAUUCUCAAGCUGUUCACACUAAAAACGAGCUCAUUCAACAUACCAUACGCCCACUGCCUUUUGAAAAGUUCCCUGAAUCUGUUGAAUUGAUUAAAGUUGGUCACUUGCACUCACUCAUCGAAAAUACGCUUGUUAUCCAAUCUUCUGUUUCCGGAAAAGACAAGACUCUCGAUCAAGGCACGCUACUAUGCUUACAUGACGGCAAGCUACUCGGUGAGAUUUUUGAAACCUUUGGCUCUGUUGACGCACCUGUUCAUUCCGUCCUUAUUGAAGACGGUGCUGUUGAUAGGAACUUGGUGACUCACAAUGACCAUGUCUUCUACGCUCCUCAACACGCUACUAUCAUCGACACUCGCUCACUCUAUCAAGUUAAGGGCUCCGAUGCGUCUAAUCUCUACGAUGAAGAACUCCCUGAUUGGCAGCAAGAGCAUUCUGACGAUGAGGCUGAGCAAUCUGCUAAGAAGGAGAAGAAGGCGGGUAAGAAGAAGAGCAAACCGCAACAGCCAAAUCAGCAACAUCACCAGCAGAGACAUGCUGAUGACUUUGUCGAUUACACACCGCGUCAAAGGCCUGUCCAGCUCGAUUACAAUGCUGGUGAUUUCAAUCCUGAAGUUGCCCUCCAGCAGCAGCCAGUGCAGCAAUCACAGACGCCAGCGCAAAUGUCUAAUCAAUACAAUCCAUAUCAAUUCAUGCAAAUGCCUUUUAACCCUAUAGUAAUGGCCCAACAAUAUGCAGCGAUGCAGGCGCAAUUAGCAGCAAUGCAAAACUGGCAGAAUCAAAACAACAACAACCCGCAGUGA